AUGGGUACAUACUUGGGUCUCCAUGAGAAGAUUCAUGGGUCAAAAGCACAAGACUUUGCAUUCGUAAGGGAUAGACUCCAUAAGAGGGUGAAUUUAUGGACCUCAAAAUCCUUGUCCAAGAGAGGCAAGGAAGUCCUGAUAAAAUCAGUGGCACAAGCAAUUCCGACAUAUGUAAUGUCGUGUUUUCUCUUACCAAAAGCUAUAUGUUCAAAACUAACUAGUGUGAUUGCUGAUUUCUGGUGGAACAAUAGAGCAGAUAGUAGAGGUCUACACUGGAUCUCAUGGGAGAAGAUGUGUACUCAACUUUCUGAAGGUAGGCUAGGCUUCCGAACACUAGAAGAAUUUAAUCUUGCUCUUUUGGCAAAGCAGCUAUGGAGGUUGCUGAGAUAUCCAGAUUCCCUCCUUAGUCGUGUUCUCAAAGGGAGAUACUUUCGUUAUUGUAGUCCGUUAGAGAUACAAGUAUCCAAUCGACCUUCAUAUGGUUGGAGGAGCAUGUUGGUAGCAAAACAUGUUCUCUCGUAUGGAAUCCGUAAGACCAUAGGGUGGAAACUGGAGCGUCUUCGGGAACUUUUCCCCCCGAAAGAAAUUAUCCUUAUUUUGGGAAUUAAACCAAGCUUAAAUGCCUCGAGUGAUGGUUAUUCAUGGACCUUGACAAAGUCUGGGAAUUACACCGUUAAGUCUGGGUAUGAAGCCGCGAGAGCUAUCUCUCGCCCUGUUUGCGACCUCCCUUUUCAGGAUCUAAGUGUUACAACACUCAAGGCGCAAGCAUGGAAGUUAAAAACAUCACGAAAGCUUAAGCAUUUCGUGUGGCAAUGUGUGAAUGGGUGCUUGGCUACAUGUCAACGCCUGCAUUAUCGCCAUAUUGAGGUGGAUAGGAGUGGACACGGCUGGAUUGCUUCUUUCGGUGCUAGACUCUUGCACAUGGGACUUAAAUGUUCGCGUAUAUCGAAGCCUAUCCCCCUUACAUGCGGAGUUAGACACUCUUGUUUGGGCUAUGGAGUGCCUUCUGGCCUUGAACAUAGAUAA
Messenger RNA from Camelina sativa (false flax), 1026 nucleotides. NCBI's taxonomy places the organism in Eukaryota, Viridiplantae, Streptophyta, Magnoliopsida, Brassicales, Brassicaceae. The record is from RefSeq and is a predicted model, not a curated record.